AUGCAUCUAUGUCAACAAAUUAUAAAUAUUAAUGAUAAUAAUUCAAAAUUAAAAAUUAUGCCUUUAGAUAAAGGUAAAUAUGGAUUAUUUAGAAAACAUUAUAAAAUUUUAUUAAAAAAAGAUUUUAUAGAAUCUGAUCAAUGAUUAGAUUGAUUUGUAGGUUUUUCUGAGGGUGAUGAUUGUUUAUUUACAUCAGUAAAAAACAAUAGAUGUUAUUUUAUACUAACACAAAAAGAGAUAAGUAUAUUAAAUCAUAUUAAAGACGUAUUUGAUUUUGGUAAUGUAAAAUUAUUUAAUUAUAACAAUAAAAGUGUUAAAACUAAAACAGAUAUUAUAGAUUUUGGUAGAUGAACAUGUUAUGAUAAAAAAUUAAUAGUAUUAUUAUACUUAAUUUUUAAUGGUAAUUUAUAUUUAAAAUCUAAAAAUACUGAUCUAAAUAAUUGAUAUAAUAUUCUUAUGAAUUCACCUUUAUCUAGAUUAAAAGCUGUAGGUAUUACUUCAUUAAAUUUAAUACCUAUAUUUAAUCCUAAAUUAAAUAAACCUAAAUUAUAUAAUUCUUUAUUAUCAGGUUUUAUAGAUGCUGAAGGUUGUUUUACUAUAUCAUUUUAUACUAGUGAAAAGGUAGCUGUAAGAUUUAUAUUAGAUCAAGCAGAAGAAGAAAUAUUAUUAAAUAAUAUAGGUAUAUUAUUUAGUAAUAAACCUUCAGUAUAUUUAAGAAAAACUAAAGGAAAGGAUAUUUAUAGAUAA
Yarrowia lipolytica CLIB122 is the source of this 747-nucleotide messenger RNA. The record is from the annotation of a RefSeq genome assembly. Lineage: Eukaryota; Fungi; Ascomycota; Dipodascomycetes; Dipodascales.